This is a messenger RNA of Humulus lupulus (European hop), 4333 nucleotides long. Its product is annotated as protein SUPPRESSOR OF MAX2 1. Lineage: Eukaryota; Viridiplantae; Streptophyta; Magnoliopsida; Rosales; Cannabaceae. Gene Ontology annotation, molecular function: ATP hydrolysis activity; ATP binding. The transcript has 3 exons. The coding region runs from base 731 to 3976 and encodes 1081 amino acids. The record is from RefSeq and is a predicted model, not a curated record.
AGAAAGCUGAGAGAUCAGAGAGAAGAGAAAAGAGGUGGUGAGAUGAGGAAAUUCUUGUGAAGAAGGGGAUCUGAUCUUUCCUUUUCGCGUUGAAUUCUCUUCUAUAACUUUCUGUGUUUACAAACAUACAUCUGGGAGAAUUAUAUAUACAUAUUUAUAUGUAUAGAGAGAGAGAGAGAGAGAGAGAGAGAGAGCUGUUACUUUCUCUUGAUUUUUGUUUGUGUUCGUGAAAAGUUAAUUUUUGUGAUUCAUUUUCCUAUUUUUUUCCUUUGCCACACCAAUAGCUCCACCUCUAAAGAAAAAUGCAAACCUUGUCUAAUAAUUUCGAAACCUUUCACACCCUUGAGAGUAUAAAGUUUUGAUUUUUAUUUCUGGAUUAUUAUUAUUAUUAUUAUUAUUGUUAUUAUUAUUAUUAUUAUUAAUUUACAUUUUCCCUUUUUCUUUGAAUUUUCUCACAUUCAGAGCAUUAAAUGGUCUUUUGUUCUUUUCUGCAAGAACCCAAUACAAAACAAAAGCACGGAGUUAUCAUACAAAAGAGAAAAACUUAAGAGCAAAGGAGAAAGGGCCUCCUCUCUCUCAUCAAGACUCAGACUUUUGUUCUGGGUUUUCUUCUAAACAGAAUUCCAAACCAGAAAGAAAGAGUUUAUAUAUAUAUAUAGGGAAAGUUCGGUUUUGGUUGAUUUGAGUUUGUGGACGAAGAAGAAGAAGGAAGAGGAAAUAAAUAUUAUCAAUGAGAGCCGGAUUGAGUACGAUCCAACAGACACUAACGCCGGAGGCGGCGAGCGUUUUGAACCACUCGAUCGCGGAGGCGGGUCGUCGAAAUCAUGGCCAAACGACGCCGCUUCAUGUGGCGGCGACGCUACUCGCUUCGCCUUCUGGUUAUCUCAGGCAAGCAUGUAUAAAGUCACACCCUAAUUCAUCGCACCCACUUCAGUGCCGGGCUUUGGAGCUAUGUUUCAGCGUGGCUCUGGAGAGACUUCCCACGGCCCAAAACAUGAGCCCCGGGAUGGAACCACCAAUCUCCAAUGCGCUCAUGGCGGCGCUUAAGCGCGCCCAGGCUCAUCAGCGCCGUGGUUGCCCGGAACAGCAGCAGCAGCCCUUGCUCGCCGUUAAAGUUGAGCUUGAACAGCUCAUCAUAUCGAUACUCGAUGACCCAAGUGUCAGUAGAGUUAUGCGUGAGGCUAGCUUCUCUAGCCCCGCCGUGAAGGCCACCAUAGAACAGUCUUUGAAUUCUUCAGCUGCUGCCGCCGUGACUGCUAAUUCGGCCCCAAUUGGAUUGGGAUUCCGUCCCGGUGUGACUGCCACGGCACCACCAAGUCGGAACUUGUACUUGAAUCCUCGUUUGCAGCAGCAGCAGCAGGGGAGCGCCGCCCAAUCUGCGCAGCAGAGAGGGGAGGAGGUAAAACGGGUUUUGGAUAUACUUGUCCGGACCAAAAAGCGCAACCCGGUUCUGGUCGGUGAUUCUGAGCCAGAGGCGGUGAUGAAGGAGCUCCUUAAGCGUAUUGAGAACAGAGAAUUGGGCGAAGGGUCCCUCCAAAAUGUUCAAAUUAUUCAUUUGGAGAAGGAACUUUCCCCUGAUAGGACUCAAAUACUUGGGAAAAUCAAAGAGUUAAGGGGUUUGGUAGAAUCCCGGAUCGCCAAAUCCAAUGGCGGAGGGGUAAUUCUUAACUUGGGUGACUUGAAAUGGCUGGUGGAGCAGCCUCCGGUGAGCUUGGCAGGAGGUGUACCGACCUCUGGGGCGGUGCAGCAACAACAGAUUGUGUCCGAGGCAGGGCGUGACGCCGUGGCUGAGAUGGGGAAGCUUUUGGCUAUGUUCGGAGAUAACGGCGGCCCCGGACGGCUUUGGCUGAUCGGAACCGCUACUUGUGAGACUUAUUUGAGGUGUCAAGUGUAUCAUACUUCAAUGGAGAAUGAUUGGGAUCUACAGGCUGUGCCAAUUGCUUCCAGAGCUCCUGUUCCGGGAUUGUUCCCCAGCAGGCUUGGGACCAAUGGAAUUCUCAGUAGCUCAGUCGAAUCUUUGUCCCCUUUGAAAAACUUUCCAACAACAAAGCUUGGUCCACCUCGGCGUUUGUCUGAAAAUAUGGAUCCAUCUCGAAGAGGAGGAAGCUGUUGCCCCCAAUGCAAUUCAAAUUACGAACAAGAGUUGUCCAAACUUAUUGCCAAGGAAUCGGAGAGAUCGUCGUCCUCCGAGAUCAAAUCGGAAGCAAACACCACACGGCCGGUGCUUCCUCAAUGGCUGCAGAAUGCUAAAACAUCGGAUCAAACACAGACAAAGAACCAAGAAUUAGUCUUGAAGCAAAAGACUCAGGAGUUGCAAAAGAAAUGGAACGACACAUGCUUGCAUCUUCAUCCUAGUUUCCAUCACCAUCAUCAUCAAGCCCUUGGCUCCGAGAGAUUGGCGCAGAUGACGCCUACGCUGGUGUCGUCUCUUUCGAUGACCAGCUUGUACAAUCAGAACUUGAUCGGGCGCCAACCUUUCCAACCUAAGCUACAAAUGAACAAAAGCUUAGGUGAAACUUUGCAAUUGAAUACAAACCCAGUUGUGCUUUCAAGCCAACAGUCACAAGAGAAAACAGUUUUGCCACCAGGAAGCCCUGUUAGGACUGAUUUGGUUCUUGGUCAAACAAAAGUCAACGGUGUCACAACAGAGCAAACUCAUAAAGAGAGGAUCAAUGAUUUUCUUGGGUGCAUUUCUUCCGAACAAGAGAACAAGUUCGUUGAUAUCCCAAGAGAUGACAAGGUUGCUUGUAAAUUAGAUGCAGACUCCUUCAAAAGACUCUCAAAGAGUUUGGCGGAGAAGGUCUGGUGGCAGCCCGAGGCGGCGGUCAGUGUGGCGGCUACUAUGACGGAAUGCAAGUUGGGCAACGGUAAGCGCCGUGGUGCAGGGUCGAAAGGUGACAUGUGGCUGCUUUUCAUUGGGCUAGACAGGGUCGGGAAGAAGAAGAUGGCGUCUGCUGUUUCGGAACUGGUUUCUGGAUCAAGUCCCGUGAUGAUCAGCCUCGGUUCGAGGCGGAGAGAUGGGGAGUCUGAGAUGAGUUUCAGAGGUAAAACAGUGGUGGAUAGAAUUGCUGAGGCGGUUCGGAGGAACCCCUUAUCGGUGAUCGUUUUGGAAGACAUUAACGAAGCUGAUAUGCUUGUUCGAGGGAGCAUUAAGCGGGCGUUGGAGAGAGGCCGUAUGACUGAUUCUCACGGUCGUGAAAUCAGUCUUGGAAAUGUUAUCUUUAUCCUCACGGCAGAAUGGUUACCGGAGAAUCUCAAGUACUUGUCCAAUGGCGAGUCCAUAAACGAAGAAAAACUCGCCGGGAUAGCAAAAAAGGCAUGGAAGCUGAGACUUUCAGCCUCUGUAAGGACCUCAAAACGACGAGCUCAUUGGCUCGACGACGAUCGAAGACCGACGAAGCCAAGGAUGGAGACGAACUCAAUGGCGUUUGAUCUCAACGAGAUGGCAGCCGGCGAUGCCGAUGAUGAUAAAGCAGACGGGUCGCAUAAUUCAAGCGAUUUAACGAUCGAUCACGAAGAUAAUGAAUGUGGCCUCAUCAUCAACAACAACAGAAGACCGUCAUUGGUCGGCGGAGCCUCGUCGAUGCCACGGGAAUUACUCGAAGCAGUAGACGACACCAUUGUUUUCAAGUCUGCUGACCCGCACGCCAUGCGCAGCGGCAUCACCAACUCCAUAGCCAAGCGAUUUUCCGCCGUUGUCGGAGAUGGGUUUUCGUUAGAAGUGGAUGAAGACGCGACGGAGAAGAUCUUGAGCGGUGUGUGGACUGGCCGGACGAGUUUAGAGGAAUGGACUGAGAAAGUCCUUGUUCCGAGCUUCGACGAGCUGAAGUCAACCCUUUCCGGGUCAACAACGGACGAGUCGAUGGUCGUUAGACUCGAAGCCGAAUGCGAGUCCGACCACGGCGGAGUUGGCGGCGACGGGAGAGAAAAUUGGCUUCCCAUUGGCGUCAAAGUGGUGGUGGCUGCCGAUGCCUGAAGCGAUGGCAUAUGGGCAAAAUUGGUAUUUUGCUAUUUUGUUUGGAUAGAAAUGUAAAUAUGGUCAACUGUUUGGCGGGUAGUCAAAGUACAUUUGGAAAAGUCAAGAGAGAAAAAAAAAACCGUUAUAAGAGGGAAAAAAAAAGACAAAAGAGACACGUUUGGAUUAAAAACUCAAACCAAACAGUCCCUCUCUUCUUCUUCUUCUUCUUUUUUUGGGUAAAUUUAAAUAGAUUAUUAAUUAAUUUCUUUCUUUUUUUCUUUAAUGUUAAAAAAUUAUAGUGUUUAAUAGUGAUUAAAAAUAUUUAUUAAUUACGUGGAACGUUGAUUAAUAAGAUGAGGCAUUUAUUUCUUUCUU